This is a messenger RNA of Histoplasma mississippiense, 1629 nucleotides long. RefSeq lists its product as hypothetical. Gene Ontology annotation, biological process: glycolytic process. Lineage: Eukaryota; Fungi; Ascomycota; Eurotiomycetes; Onygenales; Ajellomycetaceae. The transcript has 9 exons. Gene Ontology annotation, cellular component: cytoplasm. The record is from RefSeq and is a predicted model, not a curated record. Gene Ontology annotation, molecular function: pyruvate kinase activity; potassium ion binding; magnesium ion binding. Bases 1 to 1629 code for a protein of 542 amino acids.
AUGGCGAACUCCCUCGAUCACCUCACCAGCAGAAGUAAGCUAGAAUGGAUGUCCAAGCUCCAGUGCGAUUACAAGCCGCUGCGGGGAGAGAAUAUCGCCAACUAUGCAAACUUCCGCCGAACCUCCAUUAUCGGUACCAUUGCCGGCCUCAAUGUUGUUCGCAUGAACUUUUCCCAUGGCGAUUACGAGUACCAUCAAUCCGUCGUCGAUAAUGCCAGACGGGCUGAGAAAAUACAGGAAGGACGUCCUCUUGCCAUUGCGUUGGAUACUAAAGGACCUGAGAUUCGAACCGGCAAAACGGUCGGUGGCAAGGAUAUCAAAAUAACUGAAGGGACCGAGUUGGUUAUUACGUCUCAUGACGACUAUGCUGAGAAGAGUGAUCUCCAUUACCUAUACGUCGACUACAAGAACAUCACCAAAGUGAUCCAGAAGGGCAAGCUUAUAUAUGUGGACGAUGGUAUUUUAUCAUUCGAAGUUCUCGAAAUCAUAGACGACAGCUCCCUGCGUGCCAGGUGUCUGAACAAUGGCGUCAUCUCCUCCAAAAAGGGUGUUAACCUGCCCGGCACCGACAUCGACCUCCCCGCUCUCUCCGAGAAGGACAAGCAAGACCUCCGCUUCGGGGUGAAGAACAAAGUCGACAUGAUAUUCGCCUCCUUCAUUCGCCGCGCCUCCGACAUCCGCGACAUCCGCGCAGUCCUGGGCGAAGAAGGCAAGGAAAUCCAGAUCAUCGCCAAGAUCGAGAAUGAGCAGGGAGUCAACAACUUCGACGAGAUCCUCGAGGAGACCGACGGUGUCAUGGUCGCGCGUGGCGAUUUGGGUAUCGAAAUCCCCGCCGCCAAGGUUUUCAUUGCGCAGAAGAUGAUGAUUGCCAAGUGCAAUAUUAAGGGCAAGCCUGUCAUUUGCGCGACCCAGAUGCUCGAGUCCAUGACGUAUAAUCCACGCCCAACGCGUGCUGAGGUCUCGGACGUCGCCAAUGCGGUGCAAGAUGGCGCGGACUGUGUCAUGUUGUCUGGCGAGACGGCAAAAGGUGAUUACCCCAAGGAGGCUGUCACAAUGAUGCAUGAGACGUGCCUGAUUGCGGAGGUUGCCAUUCCUUAUGUCAAUGUUUUUGAUGAGUUGCGGAACCUGGCGCCGCGGCCUAUGGAUACCGUUGAGUCCAUUGCUAUGGCGGCGGUCUCUGCCAGUUUGGAAUUGAACGCGGGUGCUAUCUUGGUCCUGACGACUAGCGGCCACUCCGCCCGCCUCCUUUCCAAAUACCGACCCAUCUGCCCCAUCAUAAUGGUAACCCGAAACGGAAUAGCAGCUCGUUACUCCCACCUCUACCGCGGCGUGUACCCGUUCAUCUUCCCAGAAAAGAAGCCCGAUUUCAACCAGAAGAACUGGCAAGAGGACGUCGACAACCGGCUCAAGUUCGGUAUCGCGAAGGCCAUCGAGCACCAGGUGCUGUCCCACGGCGACUCAGUCGUCUGCGUGCAAGGGUGGCGCGGCGGUAUGGGCCAUACCAACACCAUCCGCGUUGUGCUGGCGGAUCCGAUGAAUUUGGGGCUUGCGCAGAUUGUUUCUUCUUUCCUCCUCCGCCCCUACUCCCCCCUUUCUGUGCUGGAGAUUAUUGUUUCGUUUGUCGUGUAA